This is a messenger RNA of Chanos chanos (milkfish), 657 nucleotides long. RefSeq names its product tescalcin a (gene tesca). Gene Ontology annotation, molecular function: calcium ion binding. The coding region runs from base 1 to 657 and encodes 218 amino acids. NCBI's taxonomy places the organism in Eukaryota, Metazoa, Chordata, Actinopteri, Gonorynchiformes, Chanidae. The transcript has 8 exons. The record is from RefSeq and is a predicted model, not a curated record.
AUGGGGGCUUUUCAUUCCGUGCCAACUGAAGAUAACUUGGAGGAUCUGGCCGAAAGGACAGGCUUCUCCCUGGAACAGGUCAAAAACCUUCACAGGAGAUUUAAGUACUUGUCUGGUGGUGCAGAAACUUUAAGAAAAGAAAAUCUGGAGAGCAUAAGUGAUUUGGCCUUCAACCCAAUUCGGAAACAAAUCAUUCAGGCCUUCUUUGACAAAAGAAAUUUUGGUCAGAAUGGUGCCGGAUCGGUCCAGGAGAUUGGAUUUGAGGAGUUCCUGAUCGUCCUGGCAAACUUCAGACCCCCUGCACCACGUAUAACAGAAGAAGAGAGGGAGACUAUAAAGAGGGAGAAACUUCGCUUUCUAUUUAACAUGCACGACACAGAUAACGACGGUACCAUCACUCUGGAGGAAUACAGACACGUGGUGGAGGAGCUCCUGUCCAGUUCUGGAGCCAUUGGGAAAGAAACGGCUAAGGCGAUUUCAGACGCAGCUAUGCUGGAAGUGGCGAGCGUCACCGUCGGUCAAAUGCGGCCAGAUGAGUUUUACGAGGGAAUCACUUUUGAACACUUUCAACAGAUUUUAAAAGGCCUUGACAUUGAUUCCAAGAUGAGCAUCCGGUUUAUGAAUGUGAACACUAGCAACAUGCGCUGUGGCAAGUGA